Molecule: messenger RNA, 624 nt
Organism: Penicillium angulare
Lineage: Eukaryota; Fungi; Ascomycota; Eurotiomycetes; Eurotiales; Aspergillaceae
Exons: 1
Coding region: 1-624 (207 amino acids)
Source: RefSeq, a predicted model, not a curated record
AUGCGUGCCUCUACCUUCCUCGCCAUGGCCCUGGCCACCCUCGGCGCAUCCGCCGACUCCGAAUCUACAACUACAGUCGGCUUUUUCGCCCCGGCCUGGACCAUCGAAGUCCCCAGAUGGGCCGAGGGUGCCGCUACCAGUUAUGCAGCCAGUAUGGCCGGCAUCAACGCCAAAGCCGCAACCUACCACGUCGGCUGUGCGAAAGACGUCCCGAAAUCAGUCUGCGACAUCCCCAAAUCAUGGACGAUUAUCCAAGGCUCCGACACGGCCAGUUUCUCUGGUGAAUGGGUUAUGUCUACCGCGUCCGAUAAGACUACCUACAAGGCUACUCUCACUGAGACCUGGGACUGUGAUCUGCACUCUUCAACUGGUUCGGCGAGUUGUACUAUGAGUGCGUCGUGGAGUGCGUCGGGCAACGGAGAAAAGGCUUCGUCCUCUACUUCUACCACUACUAGCCUUGCUUCGGCCCCUACUGAGAAUGAUUACAACCCGUUGACUGUCACUGCGGGAUUGAGCUCGGCUACUAAGGCGGCUGCUACUAAGUCUGGCGGUGCGGUUGGAUCCGGUGCUAUGAUUACAGCUGCGCCGGUUUUUGCUGCUGCAGCGAUGGCUGCUUUGCUUUAA